AUGAAGAGCUGUGUGCCUCUUGAGACCUGCCAGUUAAGUACUGCAAUUUUUGGGCCCUAUCAACUCAUGGAGUUGCUGAAAGGAUUGCCAUGGCGCCGUGCUUUGCUGGCUGUCAUCCUGAACCUGCUGGCUCUCAGCCUCUCCACCACUGCCUUGCUUGGCAGCUACUGGUGCACUGGGACCCAGAAAGUGCCCAAGCCUUUGUGUGGGAAGACCAAAGCCACCAACUGCAUUGGUGUCCCCAUGCCACCUGAUGGAGGUUCUAGCAAUGUUUCAACCCCAGAAGAGGUGCACUACAGCUGGGAGACUGGGGAUGACCGCUUUGCCUUCAGAUACUUCCACACGGGGAUGUGGCUUUCCUGUGAAGAGAGCAUGGAAGGACCAGAAGAGAAAUGCCGUAGCUUUAUUGAGCUUUCACCACCAGCAGAGAGAGGAAUCCUCUGGCUGUCGCUGGGAUCAGAGAUGCUGUACAUCAGCUUGCUGCUCAUCAGCUUCAUCCUCAUGAUGGUAGAAAUUCUGCAUACGGGCAAUCCUGUCUGUGGGUUGAAGCUCAACGCCUUUGCUGCUGUCUCCUCGGUGUUGUCAGGUCUCCUUGGUAUGGUGGCACACAUGAUGUACACUCAAGUCUUCCAGGCAACGGUUAGUCUGGGACCAGAGGACUGGAGACCGCACUCAUGGGACUACGGCUGGGCAUACUACAUGGCCUGGGCCUCCUUCACCUGCUGCAUGGCCUCUGCAGUCACCACUCUCAACACCUACACCAAGACGGUGCUGGAGUUCAAAAGGAACCACAUCAAGGGCUAUGAUGGGAGCUUCAAGGACCAACCUCAGCAUCACCAGUGCUUCAUACAGCAGCAAAUAAGCAGCUACUACGAGCCCCAAGACAAGCCCCUCCGUUCAGUCUCUGAGGGAGUCGACUUCUACUCUGAGCUGCAGCAGAAAGUGCUACAGCGGGAACCAGAGCUGGAACUGGAUGAGGUCUUGGGACAGACGAUCGGGGAAGAUCGCUGCUAG
Charadrius vociferus (killdeer) is the source of this 1014-nucleotide messenger RNA. It is a transcript of the gene GSG1, whose product is annotated as germ cell associated 1. The transcript has 6 exons. NCBI's taxonomy places the organism in Eukaryota, Metazoa, Chordata, Aves, Charadriiformes, Charadriidae. The record is from RefSeq and is a predicted model, not a curated record. Gene Ontology annotation, cellular component: plasma membrane. Bases 1 to 1014 code for a protein of 337 amino acids.